This is a messenger RNA of Saccostrea cuccullata (small rock oyster), 2098 nucleotides long. RefSeq names its product 14-3-3-like protein 2. Gene Ontology annotation, cellular component: cytoplasm. The coding region runs from base 103 to 1017 and encodes 304 amino acids. Gene Ontology annotation, biological process: intracellular protein localization; signal transduction. The record is from RefSeq and is a predicted model, not a curated record. Lineage: Eukaryota; Metazoa; Mollusca; Bivalvia; Ostreida; Ostreidae. The transcript is spliced from 6 exons.
ACGUCAUAAGGUGUAAUUUAACCUGUCUUCCGCCAUUCUGGUGUCUGUAGUAAACCUACAUUGCAAACAACUUUCGAAUUUACAUCUACCAUUAAAGCAAACAUGAGCCUCUCAAGAGAGGAGCUUGCUAACAAGGCAAAGUUGGCCGAACAAGCUGAAAGGUAUGAUGAUAUGGCAGACGCUAUGAAAAAAUUGGUGGAAAACUACAAACCGCUCACCAAUGAGGAACGAAACCUGCUGUCGGUUGCGUACAAGAAUGUUGUAGGUGCUCGUCGAUCAUCUUGGAGAGUUAUAUCCAGUAUAGAAUCGAAAACAGACUCAAGCGAAAAGAAGCAAGUUAUAGCCUCAGCUUACAGAACUAAAAUUACAGAAGAACUUAAAAACAUUUGCAAUGAUGUUCUGGAUUUACUUGAGAAAUAUUUAAUAGAUGAGGAAACGAUGAAGAAAUAUAAAGAUGCUGCUGCCAGCAAUGAGAAUACUGACAUGAAAGAUAGUUUAGUUUUCUAUUUAAAAAUGAAGGGAGACUACUAUCGUUAUUUGGCAGAGGUUUCCACCGAAGAUGAAAAGAAUGAUACUAUAAUAAAAAAUGAUGAUAGCGAGAAGAACAAUGACAUUGAGAGUAGGGUGUUUUACCUGAAAAUGAAGGGCGACUAUUACCGGUAUCUGGGGGAGGUGUCUGAUGGGGAGCAGUACCAGGCUGUGGUUAAAAAGUCGGAGGAUGCCUACAAAGAAGCCUACAAGAAUGCCAAUGAGUCCAUGGCCCCCACCCACCCAAUUCGACUAGGAUUAGCAUUGAAUUAUUCUGUUUUCCAUUAUGAAAUUAUGAAUAAGCCAGAUGAGGCCUGUAAACUAGCCAAAAAGGCGUUUGAUGAUGCAAUCGCAGAGUUGGACACACUCAAUGAAGAAUCUUACAAAGACAGUACACUGAUAAUGCAGUUAUUACGAGAUAACUUGACGUUGUGGACAUCAGACGCCAAUCAAGACGGUGACAAUGAUGGAGAAGGAGAGAAUAAUUGAUCAUUUUGAAAUCAUCACUCAUAGCCUAAACUAUUGUUUGACAGUUGUCAUCACCGGAGACAGACUUGGUGUUUGGACUUCUUCAAGUGUGUGAACGUGAUAGUAUAAUUAUGUUGAUCUGGCAAAUGAAUUUGUCUAAAUCUCUGGGUCAGGUUGUACUCUGUAUUCAUGUACACCUUGCUAUUUUUCUUCAGUCAUUGUAUUUGGACAAAUUUCUUUGCAUAAUCAAGUGAAAGAUUGAAUUAGACUGCAUGUCAAAAUAUUGGACAGUAAUAUUAACAUUACACUGCUAUAUAUUGACAUUUAUUGUAUAACUCUGUUGUACCCUAUAUUUCCCCUACCUGUCUGUGUUUAGUCAAGUAAUUGCUCUUUGGUUUUUCUCACUGUUUUAAGUUGUAAAGCUUUUCUAUUGGGUUCUGUAUGGUUCAGCUUUUGUUUUCUAGCAUAAUAGUGAGUUUUUAUCUGAAUGGACAUUGCAUAAUGUCUCAAGACACCAGGGAAAUUGUUCUCAAAUAUCUCAACAGACCAAAACAAACAAUAAAAACAGAAAAAUUAUAAAUGGAAUAGGAAUUGUAAAAGAAUUACUCUCAGAUAACAUACUCUAACUCUGUGUAGGGAAAAACUGUCAAUAAAAAUGGUUUCCAGGAUUUGAAAUAAUUAAGAGUAUAAAUGAAAUGUACUUGCCAACUGUAGACCAUUUUUGUUGCGGUUUGUGAUUACCAAAGGAAGACGUGGAUGUAGUGUUAGUCUAGUGUUAUAUUAUCUUAGUGCAGAGUGUAGUCCAUAUGUUGGCAUCAUUUUAUAUGUGCUAAUUUUAAUGCAAUAUUUUAUAUUCUACAUUUUUUUUCUCAAAAUUUUUUUUUGUUAUACAAGAAGUGCUGAGAUCAAUAUGUAUGUUUUCAUGAAAGAGUUGGUUAUUCAUUAAUGAAUCACUGUUUCAGUAUUGGAUACCAUAAUGAAGUGAAUGACUUUUUCAUCAUUUCUGCUUUUUUUUUUCAACAAAAUUUUCUUUCAGCCUAACUGUAUUCUGAUAAAUGAAUAAGACUUGAUAUAUGAAACAAUAAAUGUUUUGUCUACAAUC